Doryrhamphus excisus (bluestripe pipefish) is the source of this 602-nucleotide messenger RNA. It is a transcript of the gene mrpl33, whose product is annotated as mitochondrial ribosomal protein L33. Gene Ontology annotation, molecular function: structural constituent of ribosome. NCBI's taxonomy places the organism in Eukaryota, Metazoa, Chordata, Actinopteri, Syngnathiformes, Syngnathidae. The record is from RefSeq and is a predicted model, not a curated record. Gene Ontology annotation, cellular component: ribosome; mitochondrion. Gene Ontology annotation, biological process: translation.
CGUCAUCGUUGACCCGGAAGUGUAUGUCUCAAUGUGACUUACGAGUUUGGAAACUAGAGUAAUGCUUUUUUUUUUUUACCACGUAUUUAAUAAACCUUGCUGAUUUUUUGGAAAUAUGUUCCUUACUUCAGUCAACUUGGCCAAGGCAAAAUCCAAGACCAUCCUGGUGCAGAUGGUGAGCGCUGCCGGGACAGGCUACUGUUUCAACACCAAGAGGAAUCGUCUUAGAGAGAAACUGGUACUGCGCAAAAACGAUCCAUUAGUGAACAAGCACGUCCUGUUCUUUGAGAAGAGGAAAAUCAGAUCCAUCUAAAAAUGGACCGGAAUAUAUGGACAGUUAACCUGUAAUCUUUCCAACAGACAUAUUUGUUUAUACCCAUGGCAGGAUGAUUUCCAGAAAUUAAUACCACAAAACAAACUUCCAUGUUGAUAUAAAGUAUUUAUUCAUUUGGCAUGCCAUCACAGUCAUGUAUUUUGUUAUUUCUAUAUUUUAGAACCAUUCAAAAAACAUAAAUGACAAAGUGAGUUUUGUGCCUGUUCAUGUCACCAUGUCACAAUCUGAAACUAUUCCAAAUAAAAACAUUAGAAUGAAUUCUUCAGCU